GGCGGCGGCUCCGUGGCCGGUGCUCCGCUCGGUACCCUGGUCGGCGCUUCACCCGGCUGCCCUCCCGUUCCUCCCGCUCCGCCGGCAGCAUGAGCGUGGUGGAGCACGUGCGCGAGAUGGCGGCCGCCGGGCUGCACUCGAACGUGCGGCUGCUCAGCGGGCUGCUCCUCACCAUGAGCGGCAACAACCCGGAACUGUUUUCACCAUCUCAGAAGUACCAGCUCCUUGUUUAUCAUGCAGACUCUCUGUUCCAUGACAAGGAAUAUAGGAAUGCUGUCAGUAAGUACACCAUGGCCUUGCAGCAGAAAAAAGCCUUAAGUAAAACUUCCAAAGUAAGACCUUCCACUGGGAAUGCUACAUCAACACCCCAAAGCCAGUGUUUGCCGUCAGAAAUUGAAGUGAAAUACAAAAUGGCUGAAUGUUACACAAUGCUGAAGCAAGAUAAAGAUGCCAUUGCCAUUCUUGAUGGGAUUCCUUCCAGACAGAGGACCCCAAAGAUCAAUAUGAUGUUGGCCAAUCUCUACAAGAAGGCAGGUCAGGAGCGCUCCUCUGUGACGAGCUACAAAGAAGUGCUGAGGCAGUGCCCCCUGGCACUGGAUGCCAUCCUGGGCUUGCUCUCACUGUCAGUGAAAGGAGCAGAAGUGGCCUCCAUGACCAUCAACAUCAUCCAGAGCAUUCCCAACUUGGACUGGCUUUCUGUGUGGAUCAAGGCAUACGCCUUUGUGCAUACUGGAGACAACACAAGAGCAAUUAACACCAUUUGCUCUUUGGAGAAGAAGUCCUUGCUGAGGGAUAACGUGGACUUGCUGGGGAGCUUAGCAGACCUGUACUUCAGAGCUGGAGAUAACAAAAACUCCAUCCUAAAAUUUGAACAAGCACAAAUGCUGGAUCUGUCUCUCUGUAGGUGUCACAGUUUCUACAGCAAACGCUACUCCCGUGCCUUGUACCUGGGAGCCAAAGCCAUCCAGCUGAACAGCAACAGCGUCCAGGCCCUGCUCCUGAAAGGAGCGGCCCUGCGGAACAUGGGCCGGGUGCAGGAGGCCAUCAUCCACUUCCGAGAGGCCAUCCGGCUGGCGCCCUGCCGGCUCGACUGCUACGAGGGUCUCAUCGAGUGCUACCUGGCAUCCAACAGCAUCCGGGAAGCCAUGGUGAUGGCAAACAACGUGUACAAAACCCUGGGAGCAAAUGCACAGACGCUCACCCUGCUGGCAACUGUCUGUCUGGAGGACCCUGUCACCCAGGAGAAAGCAAAAACCUUGCUGGACAAAGCACUAACACAAAGACCUGAUUACAUUAAAGCUGUGGUAAAGAAAGCAGAACUUCUUAGUAGAGAGCAGAAGUAUGAAGAUGGGAUUGCUUUGCUGAGGAAUGCACUGGCCAAUCAGAGUGACUGUGUGCUGCACCGGAUCCUGGGGGACUUCCUGGUGGCUGUCAAUGAGUACCAGGAAGCGAUGGACCAGUACAGCAUUGCCCUGAGUUUGGAUCCAAACGAUCAGAAGUCACUGGAAGGACUGCAGAAAAUGGAAAAAGAGGAAAGCCCAACAGAUGCCACCCAGGAAGAAGAUGUGGAUGACAUGGAGGGAAGUGGAGAAGAAGGGGACUUGGAAGGCAGUGACAGUGAAGCAGCUCAGUGGGCAGAUCAAGAACAGUGGUUUGGGAUGCAAUAAAAGUCUCACCUGCUGCUUGUUCUGGCACUGGGGCCAUUCUCCUUACAAGAACAGAAACUAUGAUUUUUUUUGCAGUAACAAAGGACCUUUUUUUGUUUGCUUAUUUUUUUUAAUAGACUCUGAAACCAUUUAAUACUCCUGUACAUCUCCGUACCAUGAAGAUUCCUGAUGCUUCUUAUUUAUUAAGUAUAAGGGACUAACUGCAUCCACAGUUAUAUUUGCAACUUUCCUUUUGAAAAACUCCUGCUAAAACUGAAACCAUCAGAGUCUGAGGUGUGUAAUGAGCCUGUUGGGAUGAAAACAAUGUCUGAAUUCUGUCUAGGGCUAAGUGUGCUUGGAGUUGUAAAUACAGGGGUUUGUACCCCUUGCUGGGAAGGCUCUUACUCUCGUUUGUGUGCUCCUGUUUGGGCUCGUGCUCCUGUUGAAAUCUGGAGUGGUUGCUUGGAUGUGACUGAAAGCAGCACUUUUCUCCUGCUGUGUUUGCUGAAUUAAUUUGUCUUUUUCCAGGGCAUUACCUGUGCUGUCCAGGAGAAGUUUGGGACAAUAGGCAACUUGGACUUACAGGAUGUUUUCUGUAGCUGACUGAUUUCUCUGUGUACAGAGUUAAGCCAAUGGUGGAGAAUUAAAGUCAUUUUCUCAGCCCUUACUAAA
This is a messenger RNA of Empidonax traillii (willow flycatcher), 2318 nucleotides long. It is a transcript of the gene ANAPC7, whose product is annotated as anaphase promoting complex subunit 7. Gene Ontology annotation, biological process: cell division. The record is from RefSeq and is a predicted model, not a curated record. The transcript is spliced from 10 exons. NCBI's taxonomy places the organism in Eukaryota, Metazoa, Chordata, Aves, Passeriformes, Tyrannidae. Bases 90 to 1667 code for a protein of 525 amino acids. Gene Ontology annotation, molecular function: protein binding.